AUGAAUUCCUCUGACCAACUUUCAUCUCUACCAGCUUUACAAGCAUCAACAAGGACGAGUACUUCCCUAUCCAAGAAACCUAGAGAUUCACCAGAACACAUCGAUGAUACUUAUCUUGUCAAUGGACAAUACGAUGAUGGACUGAACAGUCCUAAAACGUCAUCCGAAGAUCCCAACGAGCCACUUCGACCAGAUAUUGACGAACUCGAACAGUCAGAUAACUGGAUCAAAUUGCCUACAACAUCUCCAAUCUUGCCUUUUACUACGUCGGACCACUCUGAUACCUUGGAUGGGGCUGUAGAUUACUCAAAGGACUCAAUUGAAUCUCAAAUUGAUGAACUUGAUCAUACUCGUCCACCAGAAAACCAUGCACCACUCACUCGUGCUCGGUCCCAAGCUCUUAAGCGCAGGAUAAGUCAUUCUCAGGCUCUCUCUCCCAUUUCAAUACCACCUCAAAUCGGCUCUGCUACUGGAGCGCAAAGAGUUGCUAAGCUGCCAAGUUGUGCUGUGACUAAAACUUUGAGUCAUGCUCCAACCCGAUUGACACAUGCUUCAACUAGUAAUUUUUCUCGUUUAUUUCCUGCUUUUAAAUCUGCAACUCACUCUUUGCAUUCUUAUCGAUCUGAAACUCGCUCUCCAACUCAUUCUCCAACUCAUUCUUCAACUCGUUCUUCAAUUCAUUCUCCAACUCGUCUGUUUCAAUCUCCAACUCGUCUGUUUCGAUCUCCAACCCCUCUUUUCAACUCUCCACCUCGUGCUCUGAGCCAAUCUUCAACUCGCAAUCUUUCUCAAUCUCCAACUCACAAUCGUUCUCGAUCUCCAACUGGUAAUCUGAGUCACUCUCCAGACUCAUCUGGUGACUCAGAUCUGGAUUCAGUUGAAACUCCAGUUGGGGCUCGCAUAAAGUCUUCAGGUAAAGCAAAAGGUAAAGGGAAGGGUAAAGGGAAGGUUUCCGAGUAUGAAUGGAAUUGUGUGGGAGGACCACCAGGUGGUCGCUGUUCCGAAAGCUCGUUUAAGGUGGACAUCACCUCGGAACCUUCGGAGUAUGUCAAGCGGAAAGCAAUAGGAGUCAUUGAGAAGCGAAUUCCUGCGAUGGCAAAAUAUCUCUUUGAUCAUCAACCACUUCGAGAUCUCAACUGGGUCGGAUUAGAUUAUACACCAAAGAACAUCUCUGAAGCGUAUGACAUUGAUACCAAUAGUGGCUGGAACGAAUUUCUUGAUGCGGCGAAGAACUUAAAACGUCAUCACUCGUUAGGAAUAUUAGUGAGAAUGCCAAAUCCUGGAAUACUUGAAAAAGAGAAGGACGAACUUCAGCUCCAAAUCAAUCAGCUGAAUGCGUUGACCAGUCGCCAAGCAGAGGACUUGUUGCCAAAGCCAAAGAAGGAACUUCCGUCGCUUGAUAGCCCUAAUCUUCACUCUGGUACAAUAGAUUGUUUAAUGGCGCAAUAUCAAGGUGGGAGAGGUAGUGGCUCGGAGAGUAUGAGAUAUAUUGAUCCAUUGGAUUCAACCAAGUGGGUCAGAUUGAACAACAUCAAACUUCGAAUGUGGGCAGAUGAACUCACUGAAGCACAACGUGCUGGACAAACCGAUGUCACCAUAUUCAUCCCUCCUAAGACCCCUGCAUUCCGAACCUACUUAGGAGGACGCGAACCAUCUGCAAUAAGGGCCUUACAUGAAGCACACCCAGCAUAUGGACCAUCAACUCAAGCUAUCAGCCCAGUGGAGCUCAAUCCAGUUCAAUCAACCAGUGCACCUGUUCCUGCCAUCAACAACAUUCAACAAAAUACACCAACUUCCUCAAGUUCUCUCAGAUUUCAAUCACAGACACUGUUACGCGCGAGCUUCUGGCAAGCCUAA
Messenger RNA from Melampsora larici-populina 98AG31, 1857 nucleotides. RefSeq lists its product as uncharacterized. Lineage: Eukaryota; Fungi; Basidiomycota; Pucciniomycetes; Pucciniales; Melampsoraceae. The coding region runs from base 1 to 1857 and encodes 618 amino acids. The transcript has 4 exons. The record is from RefSeq and is a predicted model, not a curated record.